AUGAUACGUAAGGGAUAUAAAGCGAAGGAGUAUCUGGACGUCGGUGGUGGUGGUGAUGGUGAUGGUGGGAUUCCAGCGCACGAUAUUCGGGAUGGUGUGAUCAUAGAGUCUCAUCUCUCAGACAAAAAGGGAGCAAAUGAUUACUACGAUGGAGUCAAUCGGAUUGCUCUAUCACACAACUACAGCAAACAAUUGUAUGCAUUCUUUUCAUAAGGGAUUCAACGAAAUGAGCGUCCCUAUCCCGAUGUGAUAGUUGACCUGACUAUGAUGCUCUGGACAAAAUGCAAACUGUAUUUUCUGGCAAGAAGCUUGGAUGUGGGAUUCUUCACUGUGGAUUCAUCGGAAUGUUCAUUCAAAUCAAGUUACUCCGUGAAAGAACGGGUCAUGGUUCCUUCGAUUCGACAUCCUAAAUAUGCGCCUGUAGUGGUGUUCAACGCAUUCGCGAGUGCAAUGCAACCAAAUUCUACAUAUGACACAUUAUUCAUACUUGAUAAUCAGACAAGCGAUGCUGCCGCGAACCCAGUGACGCGUCAUGCACAAUUCUUGGAAAGUGUCAAACGCGUACGUGACUCCAUGUUUCAUGUGAAUGAAAUCAAAGAACCCCCAUUUACUGUCAAAACUGAAAGCGGUUGGACCGGUUUCACUAUCGAGGUUUUUGAGAACAUUGCAAAGAAGCUUAAUUUGCGUUUCCUAUAUGAAGAACAACCUAGACCGGAAAAUGUGACAAGGGAUCCCACGUGGGACUGGACCGGGAUAAUUGAAAGAUUGCAUACCAAGACCGCAGACAUCGGACUCGGACCGAUAAUGAGUACUGAUGAACGGAGAAAACUGGCCGAUUUCACCAUUCCGUACAGUGAAACCUCGGGAAUCUCGAUGAUAACUUUGAAAAAGAAACAACAUGAUAUCGCCAAGACAUAUUUUAUCGAUGCAUUCACAGUGUAUGUCUGGGUCAGUGUGGGUGCAAUCAUACUGGUCUCCUCCUUUUUCCUUUGGGUCGCCUCGGAGAAGACCCCGUAUGUUCUGCAAAAAAGGGAGCAGCAAACAAACGGAAAACCGUUUUCCCGAAUUGGGUUUGGUGAUGCGGUGUGGCUGUUGGCGAGCUCGGCAUUUGGACAAGGAGAAUCUGUUGAUCCGUGCAACCUAUCAGGAAAAUUUGUCGCCGGAGGAUUGAUGGUUUUUAUCUUCUACCUGUAUCAGCUUUUCAUUGUGAGUCUAAUCGCCCGGAUGGCCGUGAGCAGUAAAACUGUUAACACAGUGAGCGUGACCUCGUUGGUUUAUAAUUCAGAUGCCAAGCAUUAUGCCACGGCCUACAAUCGGAUGAACCAGUGGGGUAUGACUGAGAGCCAUACGCAGUCACUUGCCUUGGUACGUCAAGGCUGGAUCGUGUUCAUGGAGACUUUGUUUGCCGAGUAUUACGUGUCUCAGGCAUGUGAUCUUCAAAUGAUUGACGCCGGUUUUGGCAGUUGGAAUUUCGGUUUCCUACUUCAACGAAACUCACCGCUGACCUCUGUGUUUGACGAAGCGUAA
This is a messenger RNA of Echinostoma caproni, 1527 nucleotides long. Lineage: Eukaryota; Metazoa; Platyhelminthes; Trematoda; Plagiorchiida; Echinostomatidae. The record is from the annotation of a GenBank genome assembly.